AUGCAAGACGCCUUGACGGCUCGAAAGGCCGAGAAGAUCCAAGGGUAUGCGAACCGCAAUGAACGGAAGGACCCCUUCGCUGUGAUCAAGGCUGUCUGCGGUCCCACAGCCAAAGGGACUGCUCCUCUUCUCACCGCCGACGGAACCAUCCUACUCACUGAGAAAACGAAAACUCUGAAGCGAUGGGCCGAGCACUUCAGAAAUGUCCCCAACCGCUCCUCCACCAUCUCCGACACCGCCAUCGCCCUUCUGCCUCAAGUGCAGACCAACGCCGACCUCGACCUCCCGCGCUCUCUACACGAAACCUUCAGGGACAUGCAGCAACUCUUCAGCAGGAAAGCGCCCGGAUCGGACGCGAUCCCAGCUGAAAUCGACAAGCACGGUGGUCCCCAACUCAAAAAUCAUCUGGUGUUGCUCUUCCAGGCGAUGUGGCGCCAAGGCCAGUUUCUCCAGGAUUUCAAGGAUGCCACAAUCAUCCACCUCUACACGCGGAAGGGGAACCGCCAACUCUGCGUCAACUGCAGAGGAAUCUCGUCGCUCAACAUCGCCGGAAAGGUCUUCGCUCGCCUACUCAUCAAACGCUUCAAGGGCCAUCUAGAACAGGGACCUCCACCGUCACUGUGA
Messenger RNA from Spirometra erinaceieuropaei, 624 nucleotides. The record is from the annotation of a GenBank genome assembly. NCBI's taxonomy places the organism in Eukaryota, Metazoa, Platyhelminthes, Cestoda, Diphyllobothriidea, Diphyllobothriidae.